GAAAAACAAGUAAAAUGAGGCAGACAUGAAAUUGCUGAAACACGAGAUAUAGAAGAAAAAAUAGAGUCAAAGACUUACUAUAUAUUUUCAGGAAUGAAGGCGAUUAAAACUCUUUUUUUAUUGAUUGGGUUUAUCUGUCAUCGACAAUGUCAAGGUGUACGUCACUAUGAUGAGUUGGUGGGGUAUGUUUCGGGAGGAAAAGAGGAAGCAGAGAGUAUUGCAAGGGGUCUUCAACUUCUAAUGCUCGGAGAAGUAAUACCAGAUUCAAACCUGUUCCACUUUAAAUCCACUGAAAUACACAAACGUUCUGUUGAAGAGGAUAACAAAAAAGCGCAACAUGGUUUAAAGUACUUGAAACCACUUUCAAGGGUAAAAAGGGACAACUUGGAUGAAAGUGUUGCAGUUAGUGAAGAUAUCUGCUAUGUAUCCACUAUUGGACUAGCAGACCGUCUUUCAAGGAGAUGUGUGUUCCCAUUUAUUUACAAUGGAACUCUUUAUAAGGAAUGUACGACGGAGCACAGCAGCAACGGAGCUGCUUGGUGUGCAACUAGUCUUGCUGGAGACGGAACAGUUAUCAGCGGAGACUGGGGAGAUUGUGAUCUGCAGAAUAUUAGUUGUAGUAGGUCAGACUUGAAAAUGAACCCAGAAAAUGUGAUUGAAACUUCAUCUCUAGAAGAUUCCCCAAUUGAGGAAGUUGAAGAAUUGCCGGAUUCUUUCCAAUUUCCAGAUACUGACUCUUCUCAACCUCUUACAGGGACAUUUAUCCCAGAUUCCAGGCCCCCCUUCCGUCUACCUGUUCGACCACACCAUGACAGUUUUGGAAGUACAGGGUUUGAAAUAUUUGAUGCCCCUCCUCCUCCUCAAAAUUUUCGGCUCCACAGACCUCCACCUCCUCACACACCACAGAGACUGCCAAUGGGAACAAGAAUUCUGCCUCAAGGUAUGGAAAGGUUUCUUCUCCUUUUGAACCCUCAACAUGAUGAUAAACAUGAUAAAGAGCAGUUUGAAAUAGUACAAAAACCAACAGUAAUCAAUGAGAUAACAAGAAAAAGAUUUUCUGAUAAAGAGUGGCCAAGUCAGUGGUAUUUAAAUAGAGGAGGUGAAUUGGACAUGAAUGUUGAAGAAGCUUGGGAUCUAGGUUAUAGUGGAAGAGGAGUGACAGUAACCAUACUUGAUGACGGUGUUGAAUGGAAGCACCCUGAUUUAAUGGGAAAUUAUGCAGGAGAAGCAAGUUUUGAUAUAAAUGAGAACGAUCUUGAUCCGUUUCCCAGAUAUGAUUUGUUUGACACAAACAGACAUGGAACUCGGUGUGCAGGACAAAUUGCUGCUGUGGCAAACAAUUCUUUUUGCACUGUAGGAAUAGCGUUUAACGCCAGAAUUGGUGGAGUGAAGAUGUUAGAUGGAACUAUUACAGAUGCCGUGGAAGCAAGAUCUCUGUCUCUAAACCCUCAAUUUAUAGAUAUCUACUCUGCCUCCUGGGGCCCAGAUGAUGACGGUAGAACUGUUGAUGGGCCAGGUCCACUCACCAGACGUGCACUAGAGGAAGGCGUGAGAAAAGGACGAGGAGGAAAAGGAAGUAUAUUUGUCUGGGCCAGUGGGAACGGGGGGAAAUAUCAAGAUAAUUGUAAUUGUGAUGGCUAUGCAACAUCAAUAUAUACGCUAUCUGUGAGCUCUGCAAGUGAAAAUGGUCUAGUACCCUGGUAUAGUGAACAAUGUAGUUCUACCCUUGCCACUACAUACAGCAGCGGUAGUAGUAGACAAGGGGAAAGAAAGGUUGUAACUACAGACCUGCAUGGUGGUUGUACUGCUAGCCAUACUGGUACCUCUGCUUCUUCACCUAUGGCAGCUGGUAUCAUAGCCCUAGUCCUGGAGGCCAAUCCCAACCUUUACUGGAGAGACAUACAGCAUAUAACAGUAAGAACAGCAAAACAGGCAAAUUUAAAGGCCCAAGAUUGGAGAACAAACGGUGCAGGAUACAAUGUCAGUCAUGCUUUUGGAUUCGGUUUAAUGGAUGCUGGUGCAAUGGUAAAACUAGCGGUUAAUUGGGCAUCUGUACCAGAACAAAAGUCCUGCGAGGCAACAUGGGCAGGAGGUAUAAAAAUACCAAUGACUCAGGAUGUUCAACUUAUGAUCCCAGUUCAAGAAGGUUGUUCAGCAGUUUCUGUGCUUGAACAUGUCCACGUGAAGGUUAACAUCAAUUCACUUUCUCAACGCGGAGCUUUCUCUUUGUUCCUAGAGUCACCUAGCGGUACUAUAUCGAACCUGCUUGCUCCUCGUCCCUUGGAUCAUUCGGUUUCAGGAUUUGAGGGAUUUCAGAUCUGGCCUCUUAUGUCCACACACUACUGGGGGGAAAACCCAACUGGCAACUGGACGCUUACAAUUAGAAACGGGGGAGAGAGAAUGUCAAGAAUCGAUGAAUGGAAACUCAUUCUUUAUGGAACUUCAAACCAUCAUAAUCUAUCUAUUCAACCUUCUGAUGAGAGAAACUGAAUUAAGCAGUUUUUCUUCUCACCAUAUAUGUUUAAAUAAAUUUUUUAACUAAUUUUCACAUUUUCAAACAUUUUAAAAUUAUCUAAGCUGCAAUUGGUUUUAUAUUUUUCAUCUUGACAAUCCGGUUCCAUCUCAUGCAUUCUGUAUUCUGCUUUGUUUUCCAUUCAAUAAAUAAAUCAAAAUUGUGUAA
Messenger RNA from Eurytemora carolleeae, 2680 nucleotides. Its product is annotated as furin-like protease 1. The transcript is spliced from 28 exons. Gene Ontology annotation, molecular function: serine-type endopeptidase activity. The record is from RefSeq and is a predicted model, not a curated record. Gene Ontology annotation, biological process: peptide hormone processing. The coding region runs from base 94 to 2490 and encodes 798 amino acids. NCBI's taxonomy places the organism in Eukaryota, Metazoa, Arthropoda, Copepoda, Calanoida, Temoridae. Gene Ontology annotation, cellular component: trans-Golgi network; Golgi membrane.